Annulohypoxylon maeteangense is the source of this 3138-nucleotide messenger RNA. RefSeq lists its product as uncharacterized. The record is from RefSeq and is a predicted model, not a curated record. Gene Ontology annotation, molecular function: protein binding. The coding region runs from base 1 to 3138 and encodes 1045 amino acids. The transcript has 9 exons. NCBI's taxonomy places the organism in Eukaryota, Fungi, Ascomycota, Sordariomycetes, Xylariales, Hypoxylaceae.
AUGGCUGAUGACGACGACCCCCCCGUGGCUCAGGUUGAACACCAAAAUGAAGUCGAACUCAAAGAGCAAAACUGGACAGAACUGUAUGAAUUUCUUACGUCGGGAUGGGGCGAUGAUUACGACAAGGACAAGCUAUCCGAACUAUUAAAACUACAGGAUAAAGAUACUAUCAACGCUCAUCGCGAGCAUUAUGACCACGGACGAACCCUACUUCAUAGAGCAGCUUGGAACAACUCAACAGAGGCGGCUAAACAGCUGCUUCUCCUUGGAGCAGAGAUUGACGUUACUGAUGACCGAGGGUACACCCCUUUAAUCGAAGCAGUCAUGUACAACGAAACAGAGACCAGCAAGUUUCUUAUAGAUCACGGAGCAAACGCCCAGAUAACUGAUAGUGAUAAAAGUACUCCUCUCUAUAUAGCGAGUACUCAUAAGAAUAUAACCAUCAUGGAGUGUCUUUUAUCUCGAGAUAAGACCAGCCUUGAUGUCCCCAAUACCACAGGCAGGACUCCACUAUGUGUGGCCGCGGAAGAAGGUAGUGUCGAGAUUGUCGGCCUGCUGCUAAAAUUAGGGGCAGACUUAUGCAAAGCAGACAACAGUGGAAAGACCCCACUGAUGUUUGCAUGCGAGAUGGGAUACCUAGACAUCGUGGACAAACUAUUGGACAAUUCCCUAAAUCUCGAACAUGUCGAUCAACGCGACAAUAAUGGAAUGACGGCAUUAUACAUGGCUUUCAAACAACCUAAUUCCAGUCCUGAGAUUGUGAGGCUUUUGUUGGACAGGAUGGUUUGGGCAGAUUUUGGUAAUCAAGAUAAGCUGGAACAGGAAGCUAUCAUCUGGGCUGCAGAGAUAGAGGAAACACAUGAUAUUGCUGGCACGAUAUUAAUGAAAAGAAAAGGAUCGAAAGAAAAGCCUACAAUUGCCGGUUCAGAAUCAUGGAGUGCCAUUGAGUGGGCUGCGUAUAGAGAGGAACCAGAAGUACUAUGGUUACUUCUAUCUAGCUCGCGGCCUACAGAUAGUACGGAAAACAGUCGGAAACUUGCCUUGGAUAGAAUUUCUCCUCAAAUUUCCAGAGAAAUUGGAAAGGGGAAUAAGGGCAAAGCGAUUGAUGUUAAUAAAUCUCUCGUCACUGACAUCUUACGGGACCCUCCCUUUACUCAAACAUCAAGACGUAUGGAGCCCUUCAACAUACCGAGCAUUGGAAAUCUUGAUAGGGAUUCCAUUACAGUGGUGCAAGGAUUCGAGGCUGCAAUCAUUGAAUUCUAUGAAGGAAAUGCCGGGUCGGGAUUCCUUAGACGAUUUCGCAACGUAAAGGAAGCUAUUUAUGAUAAAGGACCCGACGCGAUAUUGAAAGAGGCGAAAGGCAACAUGGAACGAAUUUUCGCGGCCAAGUCGAAGCAAUUACCGGAAUCAUUGAACAAGCCUUUCGGCCUAUAUCAAAUGUACCUCCGCGAAAAACCAAAGUUCAUGUGGGUUCAUUUACCGGCGACAAAUAUGGUAUGGAUGAAUGAUCUGCUGAGAAGAAUCAUGAAAGAUCGGGGAUCGACAAAGGAAGAUUUCCAGGAGAUAAGUUCCUUUUUCCGAGAUAAUUGGUUGCAAGUACCGGAUAGAACAUCUCAAUCGCGAUUCAUGAGUCCUCGAUGCGUGGCUAUUGAUGGGAAAAAUGGCACUUCGGGUUACAAAUCUCUCUACAUGCCGUACCUUACUUUUUCUACCGAGUUUUCCACGGAGACGGACCAACAAGAGGCAAAAUUGAAGGAAGCAAAAACAAGAUACGAAAGUUUGUUCAAUUCUUAUAAAGGCAAAGUUAUCCAUGGAUCACCGACACUUGACGAGGCAUACUACCACUUUUCUUCUGAUGAAAAAUCUCAGGACGACAAAAGACAUCGCAACGAAACCCAAGUAGUUACAAAGAAGAUGUAUUCAACACGUCCUUCAUCUUGGAAACUUCUUCGGGUUAAUCAACUAUGGAGUUGGGUUAUCGAUAAAGACUUACUAAUCACUGCCACUACACAUCCUGUUGAUAAGGAAGAAGAUUCUUUAUUAACUGACAUACUUGAAUACCUUGGUAAGAGAGGAGAGGCCGGAGGAAGUCAUUCUCAGCCUAGCUCCGCAGUUGAUAUGAGCAAACUGCUUGUCGACUACUGUAUCGGCUUCUACGAACGAGAGCAAGUAGACCAUGAACCAAACCAAUCGAUAGGUCAAAUCUACUUCGACGCCAUUAAUGAAAUUGCAAUAAAAGAAGCAAACUUAUACGCAGGGUUCAGCUUGCAAAAGAACAACGUUGGAAAUGCCGCCGAAGACGAUGUAAGGAAAAAGAGAUUUGCCGAGAAUGUGAAAAAAGCCAUCAGCGAAGCAGCAGCUCUUUCUUGUGACAUCAAGGAUAUUCGCGAUGAGCUAAACAUUCUCAAGACUAUUGCCAACUACCAGAACAAUGUACAGAUGAAAAUGAGUGACGUGCAGGGUAAUGACGAUCACUCAAAAGCUGGCAUUCUGGUAAAAUCGGACUAUUUAGCGUCUAGGAUAAUUAGUGAUAUUGAAAACAUGGACCAAGCCGCGGAUCGAAUCCAUUCAGCUGUAGAUACAAUCCUCUCUCUGGAACAAAAUGAGAUUUCAAAUGAUCAAGCCAAGACUGCCAAUGAUCAAGCUAAGACUGCCAAUGAACUGUCUAAGACUGCCAACCGUCAAGCUGAAGAGAGUAUAAAACAAGGUCGAACACUCAUGGCCUUUACCGUCAUUACAACAAUUUUCUUACCUCUCUCAUUCCUUUCAUCUAUCUUCGCUCUAGAUUACGAAGCCUCACAGAAAACCCCGGUUGGUGUCGCUCUCGGGAUUCUCGUUUUUAUAGUCGUGUUUGGCCUUCAGGCCGGCCGAUGGAUAGUGGAUAAGCUGGGGGAGACAAUACUGGGUGAGCUCAUACGGAAGCACAAACCCGAUUAUAGCGCUAUAAAAGCCAUGUUCGGGCUGGAGCCGAUGAUAGAGAAGACCGAAAAUGAACUCUCAGGAAAUAAUUCUAAGUGGAACCAGAUUCGGCGAAGAAUAUGGAAGCCAGCUGGAGGGGUGCUAGAUGGCAAUUCUAAAACGCUGGAAGAAGGCGGGCUUGUGGAACAAGGGGGACAAACCACAGUUGACGCGAAUUAG